Messenger RNA from Chara braunii, 1275 nucleotides. The record is from the annotation of a GenBank genome assembly. NCBI's taxonomy places the organism in Eukaryota, Viridiplantae, Streptophyta, Charophyceae, Charales, Characeae.
UGGCGUGGCUUCGACACUUGCUGUCGUCCACAUGGCGUCCAAUCUGCAGACGUCUACCAUCAUUCGGACUUGCUACAAUUGUGGAGAUCCUGGGCAUUUCUCUCGUUGGUGUCCUCAUCGUAAUGGAGGGCAGACCUUUGUCUCCCAACCUCUCCUUACUCUUCCUUCUAACCCCGCUUCUCUUCCGUCUUCCUCCUCUUCUGAUCCCGUUUUGUCUGGGCAGUUUCGAAACAAUGGAUGGUACGAGGCCAAACAGCGGUUGAUCCUGCUAGAGAACACUGUAGCUGAAAUCAAGUCACGACAUGAUGCAGAGGUGGAGAAAGAGAAGAACCUUAAGGAGGAAGAGGAUAGGAAGAAGAGGAUUGUUGAAGAUAAUGAACGACGAGAGCAAGACCGUAAGGAACGAGAAGAUAUGCACAAGCGGAUGAUGGAUGAUAUGAAUGAGAAGUGGGAGAAGAGGUGUGGGAAGAUGAAAGAUAAGAAAGAUGAUUCCAAGGGGUUAUCUGAGAUGGAGUUGUUGAGAAGAGAGAUCGAAGGGCUUAAAGGUCAGAUGGUUGGACCUGCAGCCUCUACGUCAACUCAACGUGCUACGACCGAAGGUGAUGAAGUAGUAAGACAGCUGCUAAAAGAACAAGAAAACAUGAAGGCAAGGUUGGAAGAGUCUUUGGCUUCCCAGAAACGAUUGGAGAAUUUGGAAGCUGAGAUGGAUCUGAUGCGCACCAUGCGGGACGAAGCUCUCCAGGAGGUCGAGACUUGGAAGAAUGAAGCGCUGCGUCCAGGCAACAAACGUGGCUGCGCAGCGGUUACUCCUUCGUCGGUUACGCGCACUCAGUCCAAGACGAAUACAGAGUUUGCUGGCAUGGUACAUCGUUAUUCCUUGGAGGUUGAAAAAUUGAAGGAGCUGCGUAUCCUUGACUUCAAUACUAGGAGGGAAAAAGAACAGGACAACGAAAAAUUGAAGAUUGCUAUGAACGAAGCACAAAAGGCGUCAAUGGAACGAGAACAAGAGAACGAACAACUCAAAACUGCGAUUGCCAAUUUAGAAGCCGCACAACGUGAACCCUAUACCAAUCUCCGACGGAGGAUGGAUGAGAUAGCCUCUCGAUCUACAGGCCUGACGAAGAAGAAGACUGUUACCGACCCUUUGACUGCACGUGCUCUGGACUCUGGAGAAACAGCAGUUUGUCAAAGAUCAACGCACGGACCUUGCUAACAAGAAGAAGGACGAGAUUACGGAGCUCUGUCUGAAAGAAGGUUUGAAUCAUGCCACGAUUA